GCGAACGCGAGUGGUUCUCGAGCAGAUACCCGAUAAUACAGAACGAUUCACAGAUUGUUUUUGCUGGUUUUUUUUUUAUUACACUCCCAAAGGAUACGGGACUUGUCCUAGUGAAGUGCAUUGCAAAUCAAAAAUGUGGCAACAAUAUUUUGUGAUCUUCGCCGUCUUGGGGUCUGGGAUGGGCGGCGCCAGUGCCUUCUGGUGGCCCAGGACCACAACGGAAGCACCCAAUGCACAGAUGCUCCAGCAGAUCCCGCUGACCUACUUCCGCACAUACACGUACCAGCCGCUGGCGAGCGGACCCUUCAGCGUCCCCUUCUUUGGCUUCGGAGCCGCUCAGACGCCGCUCCUUUCGCCGAGUCCGCACUACGACCCGUAUGCUGUGACCAGCUACGCGGCUGCCAGGCGGCACGAUGUCGCCGCCAAGCCAGGCGUGACGCCGCCGGCCAGCUCCACCACCACUAGCAGCACUACUAGCACCACUACACCCGCUCCCACGACGACCACUACCACCACUACGACGACAACGACCCCGGUCCCGACUACGACUACCAGCAGCACAACCACGGCGCCUCCUCCCGCCAAUAGCAUCUCGGAAGGAGCCUCGUUCUCCUCGGGCGGGGCCUCUGGAUCCUCAUCUUCCCUGCUGCGCUAUGGAGAGUAUCCGACAUACACCCGGCGGGUGAACAAUCUGUACAACGCCCGACCCCAGUAUCCGUACCCGGACUACUUCAACUACCAGCCGCAGGGAGGGUUGGCGGAGCCGGGGGUGGCAGUGGGAGCGGGAGCGGGUGGCACUCGCAUCCAGUUCGUGCCCUGCAUGUGCCCCGUUAGCGUGCCCAGCCUGAGCAACUCCCUCACCUCUGCCGCUCCAGUAGCCGUCGGCAGUGCGUCCACAUCCAACCCGGCGGCGCGUCACAUCGACAGCCAUGAGAUGCAGGCUGACGCGGUUGUGGAUAUGGAUGUGGAUGCAGAGGUGGAAGGAGACCCUGAGGGUAAUGACGAUGACGAGGACGUGGAGGAGGAUGAAGGUGUCACCAAAGCACUGCCCGACCCCCAGGAGACGACAUCGAAUAGCCCCGUUUAGUCAACGCCGCCUGCCCAGUCACGUCCACUCCAUAGUAUUAAUAAGACUUUGACUGAUUUGAGCACGGGUGGAUAUGUCAGUUCUAGCUAUAUCUUAUGAUUAAAAUUCCCUAAACUCUUUUUUUUCUCACAUUUAUUCCACGUGAAAAUAAAUUGCGAGCCUUAAA
This is a messenger RNA of Drosophila miranda, 1253 nucleotides long. RefSeq names its product flocculation protein FLO11. The coding region runs from base 134 to 1087 and encodes 317 amino acids. The transcript has 3 exons. NCBI's taxonomy places the organism in Eukaryota, Metazoa, Arthropoda, Insecta, Diptera, Drosophilidae. The record is from RefSeq and is a predicted model, not a curated record.